Macrosteles quadrilineatus (aster leafhopper) is the source of this 4052-nucleotide messenger RNA. Its product is annotated as sperm-associated antigen 1-like. The coding region runs from base 31 to 1602 and encodes 523 amino acids. Gene Ontology annotation, cellular component: mitochondrion; cytosol. Gene Ontology annotation, molecular function: heat shock protein binding. The transcript is spliced from 9 exons. NCBI's taxonomy places the organism in Eukaryota, Metazoa, Arthropoda, Insecta, Hemiptera, Cicadellidae. The record is from RefSeq and is a predicted model, not a curated record.
GGAAAUACACAACUUUUACUAACCUUAAUCAUGAUUGAAGAAAACGGAAUUGUUUCUAGAUCUAACCCUACUUUAAAGAAAAAGUCAUUGUUAGCAAAUUAUGGAAUCCCUAUUGAUAACUUGAGCUAUGAAUAUAUUGGUGCUUGUAAGGACGUCAAAGAACUUGAACGAAUUGUAAAAAUAUUAAGGUCUGGUGAAGAAGGUUACUACCCUGAUCUGCAAAAGACAGCAGAAGAAAGGUUGCAAACUCUAAGUCCAAACAAUCGACAUUUGCGCAUCACAGAGCCAGCUCUAAUCAACCAUAAUUUCUCUACUGAAGAAUGGAAUACUAUCACAAGUGAUGUCUCGAACUGGAAAAGAGACAUAUCUGUUAGGGAUCUUCGACUCACUGAAGAAAACAACAAUAAUAAUAGUGUUGGUGGAAUUGAUGCCCCACCAAUAAGGCAACCUCCUAAUGGAAAAAGUAACAUGGCAAAGACAGCGAAUAAACAGACAGCCAAACCCCAAAUCACGGAUUACAACACAUGGGAUAAAUAUGAUGCUGAUACCGAAAUUGUAAAGAUGGAUUUGGAGGUUCAACAAGAUAUUGGGAAAGAAAAAGAAGUGAAAAGGUUAAAAGAGGUGGAAAAUGAGAGGCUUCAGCUGAUUGUUAAAGAAGCAGAAAAACUGUCAGAGACAGAAAAAAAAGCACUUGCCGAAAAAGAAAAGGACCGCGGAAACGAAUACUAUGGAGCAAAAGAAUACAUCGAAGCAGAAAAAUAUUACUCCGCGUCAAUAGCAAUAUGGCCAACAGCUAAGGCUUUCAACAAUAGAGCAGCAUGCUAUCUAAAGCAGUGCAAGUACGCUGCGGCACUCUCUGAUGCCAAUAGCACUCUCGCUCUGGAGCCUGACAAUGUUAAAGCUCUCUUCAGAAGAGGGGUUGCGCUUCAACAUCAGAACAAAUUCAGAGAGGCUCUCGCGGAUAUGGCGGCCAUAUUGAAGCAGGAGCCGAAGCACCUAGUUACUCAACACAUUGCUAAAGAAUUGAGGGAGCAAAUCUUAACUCUGCCACGACCUGUCAGAAUGAUGACAGACGAGGGUCUCGGUAAGCCAAAGAGAGUAGUUGAGAUGGACUCCCGAGAGUUGCGCCACAACUCUAGCUACAACUACGGAAGCUGCUACGAGGUCAAUGAGUGGGGGUUGCCUAAAAUUGUGUGUCAAUGCAACGGAGCUCCACGCUUUCUUCAGCUUAACAAUAGGCCGUCCAGAUCUUUGCCUAAUAGGAACGAUUUUCUAUCCAACUACCCACCGUCCAACUCUAGGAUUGUAGAAAUUUCCAACGAGCCCGCCGAGUCGCAGCAACUGAUAUUAAAUAACUCUACUAAGUUGGAGAUCAUUGAAGUUGAAAAGCUGGAAAAUGAACCAGUGGAAGAGUUCUUCAUGCCCAAAAAGUGUAAUAUAGUCGAUAGAAGGACUCAAAAACAUAACUCCGAGUUGAAUUUAAAAACAGUGGAUGUGAAUGGUGAUUGUCGAGUACCAAAUCUGAUGAUCGGGGACUCUAGUAUGGACGAUGAGUUUGAGAACAUGUGUCCACUUUUGGAAGACGUGGAACCAAAGGCUUGAGGCUAGAUGUCUUAGAACUUCUUACGGAUUGUUUAUUGUCAUUUAUACUGUGUAAAAUAUUUUUAAGACACUAUUAUACCUAUCUAACAGUUUUUCACAAUACUUAAAUUCUUUAGGUCAUUUAAAUUUUCCAUGUUUUUAUAGAGAAUCGUUAAAUUAUAUUAAAAUUUAUGCGGUUAGAAUAUACACAAGGCAUUUAGGAGGAAAGUAAUUUUACUUAACAACUUCAAUUUUAUGGCCAGUUAAAAUAUCGUUCAAGAGUUUGUUUACUAGCUUGGAAACCCUGAAACAGUUUUGAAAGGUGUGCCUCUUUUACAGAAAAACCAUAGUAUAUUUUAUUCAAUAAGUCAUAGUCUGAAACAGCUUAAGAGUGUAAACUUCUCAAUUUAUUAUACCAUUGUCGUUAGAGGAAAUCUCAUAUUAUCUUUUAGGAACUUUUAUCCUUUAUUUCACGUAAAGUAGAAUCCUAGAUUUUAAGGGCAUUCAAAUAAUUACUUAGCAGUUGCCUUGUUAUUUCUUUUCUGGUUCUACUAUAAUUUUUUCUCUGAUCCUGCUAAAUUAUAUUUGGAUUAUAGUCAUAAUAGCUUUUUAGCGUUGAUAUUAUACCAUUGUGCUAUUUCAGGGCUAACUAAAACAAGCAAGACGGCAUAAAUACAGAUUAUAAGCUAUUCCUAUUCCUGGGUCAAUGUGCCUUUUUCAAGUGGUGUUGCUACUCACAUUUUAAUCUUUAAAUCUCUAUAGCCAUCAGCAUAUUUGAAUAACUAACAGAACUAUCAUGGGUUAUCGUGUUUAUAUUAUUUCUAUAUAAAGAUAAAUAGACAUUUUUCACUCAUUGAUACAAGCAGUUGGGUAUAUAGGGUGUUGCUGAUUUCUUGGACCGGUUAAAUUCCUCUAAAAACUUUCAAUUUAUUUACAAAAAAGACUCCUUUUGUCAGAAAUUAAGCUUUGAUUAAAAUUUAACUGUGAAUAUACUCUGUUUUAUUUGAAUGUUGGCAAAGGUGAAGUAAUAUAAUUACAAAUUUCAGUUUGUUAUGCCGUGAUCAGUUUCAAUCUUAGACUCAUUCUAUACGGACGUGAAACACACGAUGGGAUUACCAUGUCGGGGCCACGCGCUUGACAGGAACCGUUGCGUGAAAUUGGCGUAUCUACAUGAAGGAUUUACGACGGGGAUGGACGUAGCACUAGGCGGGGAAGCUGGUUUGACGUUGACGUCCGUGUCAGGAAUCGCGCCCAGCCAUUCUACACGUAGCAGUGUCACUGCGCGUGGCACCUCACUUCACAUCUGUUGUGUUAGGUUCAACGAUUUAACACGGUGCGGUGUUGAGAAGUAUUACAAAAAAAACUGGAUGGAACUGUGGAAAGUAUAACAAAACUGGAAAAAGCUUUUCUGAAUACCUGGGUACAUCCGAUGGUCUUAAACAUGAUAUGGAAUGUCCCUCUGAUCAACCAGUUUGAUAACGUCAACGUUGGAUGUGUCCACAAUUGUCUCUUCUUAUGUUUCUUUCUUAUCAGUUUAAAUAGCUGUUGUUGUCCAACCGAGUUCCUCUGUGUCCUUCCCGCGUCUGAACCGCCUCUUGUAGAAUGGCCCGACGGGUUUCACGCUGACUCCACGUUACAGGGAUUCCGUAGCUUCAACACAAUGUUGGCAUGGUCAUGUCACAUGCCCCGCAGUGGGAUUCACGUUUGCGUAGAAUGAACCUUAGUAAUGACUACAGCUGUUUCAAGUUACAACAAUACUUCAGGCCACUUGUGCAUAUUCCUAUACUUAUUUACUGUGAAUAUCUGAAUAGAUCUAAAAUCAUAUAAGUAGGUAGUUGUGCUACGCCAAUAUAAAACCGUUAUUUCUAUUGAUUUAGAAAUUUUAUGUUUAAGUAUCAGGUAUACUGUACUAUUUAUUUCUAUUACAUUUUUUCCCCAGUUAUUGUUGCUAUUUUUUCCAAAGAUUUUACUUUAGUGGUUUUGUAAUUUUUUUUAUUGUACUCUAAGACGCACUUUUGUUUGUCUCACACCCAAAAGCUACAUAAUGGACUGAGGUUUAAGGCUAUUCCUCUAUUUAAUAUAACUGUUUGCAUGGUUGGUUGAUUUUAUACAAAAAAAUGUCUCUGUUUUAUUUACAACAUGCUAUUUUUAUAAUUUAUUUUAAAAAGAGUAUUCUCUAUAAGUUUUUAACAAAAUAGUUUUUACCAGAAAAAUGUCUCUGUUUUAUUUACAACAUGCUAUUUUUAUAAUUUAUUUUAAAAGAGUACAGUAUUCUCUAUAUGUUUUUAACAAAAUAUUUUAAAAUAUUUUUUAGAUUCAUUUUUAAGCUAAUAGUUUUUACCAUUGUCAUCCAAGUACCUAUGAUAAAUUGAAAAUGUACUCAUUUGGGAUUAUGUGAAAUAAUUUGUCAGUUUUCAUCCAGUAAAAGGAUUGUCAAUAAUAAAAACAUAUUUAUGUUAUGCAAUUUCUUA